Molecule: messenger RNA, 719 nt
Organism: Durio zibethinus
Lineage: Eukaryota; Viridiplantae; Streptophyta; Magnoliopsida; Malvales; Malvaceae
Product: small ribosomal subunit protein uS9
Biological process (GO): translation; maturation of SSU-rRNA from tricistronic rRNA transcript (SSU-rRNA, 5.8S rRNA, LSU-rRNA)
Cellular component (GO): ribosome; cytosolic small ribosomal subunit
Molecular function (GO): structural constituent of ribosome; RNA binding
Source: RefSeq, a predicted model, not a curated record
GCCUCACGAUUGGGGUUUUCACAUUAAGCAUAGCGCAAAACUCUUAUCUGCGAAACCCUAAACCAAAAAAUGGCGGAAAGAGCUCCGGUGGAGUCCGUACAAUGUUUCGGUCGGAAGAAGACAGCGGUAGCCGUAACCUACUGCAAGAGAGGUCGUGGUCUAAUCAAGAUCAAUGGCUGUCCCAUCGAGCUUGUUGAGCCCGAGAUCCUCCGUUUCAAGGCCGUCGAGCCAAUCCUCCUCCUCGGUCGCCAACGUUUCGCUGGCGUUGACAUGAGGAUCCGAGUGAAAGGCGGAGGCCACACUUCUCAGAUCUACGCCAUCCGUCAAAGCAUUGCUAAAGCCCUCGUCGCUUUUUACCAAAAGUACGUCGAUGAGCAAAGCAAGAAGGAGAUUAAGGAUAUUUUGGUCAGGUACGAUAGGACUUUGCUGGUGGCUGAUCCGAGGAGGUGCGAGCCCAAGAAAUUCGGUGGAAGAGGUGCUAGGGCAAGGUUCCAGAAAAGUUACCGUUGAAAAAAUUUUAUGGUUUGUUUGGAAAACUGGGUUUUGUUGUUUCAAGAUAUGAUAUGGUGUUAUGCUCAUUUUGAACUAAGUUCUGUUAUGUGGGAUAAAAUUAGCUAUGACUGAGUUUCAGAAUUUUAAACGUUUGUUUUGCUUUAAUGUUAAUUCAGACUCAUUGCAUAAAUCUAUAGAUAUUAGCCUAAGGUUAUUGUGGUUUUUUA